AUGCGGCGGAACAAGGACAUGAUAAUCAUCCCCUUCCGCAGCUGCCGGAAGUCGACGACCGCCGCCGUCCUCGGCGCCGCGACGGACGAGCACCACGCCGCUCUCGUCGCCGGCUCGGACGAGGAGUACGCCGGCGCGUCGCCCGCGCCGCACCUGCACUGCGCGUCCUGCGCCGCGAAGAUCGAGAGCGUCGUAAUGGACAUCCCAGGGGUGGACAAGGUCGCGACGGACGUGGAGGCGAGCCGGGUUUCGGUCACCGGGACGGCGGACGCGGCGGCGGUGGCGACGAGCGUCCAGGUCAGGACGAGGAGGCCCGUCACGGUCGUCAGGGAAGGCAGGAGCGGCGCCCAAGAGCGAAGCGCCGCGGCGGCGGCAACGCCACGUGAGCGCCAACUAGUGCGCGCGCGAGGGAGAUCGACGGCCGCGCAGGUGAGGCCGGUCCCGGAGAGGACGGCGGCGCAGCAGCAACAGCAGGCGGCGGAGGAAAUCUCCGGGAGGCAGGCGCAAGAACAGGAUGCCCAUGGCAGCGGCGGCAAGUCCCGGCGCCGGUCGGCGCCGGUCCCAGACGACGAGCGCGGGGCUGGCGGCUUCGCGGGCGGGGUCCCAGCGAAGGAGGACGCGGCCGUGGCGCGCGUCGAGGGCGCGCCAGCCGCGGAGAAGGCCGCCUGCGGGGAGCCCGGGCAGGCGGAAGGCGGCGCCGGGGACGAAGCGCGCCUCGAUGCCGGCGUUGCAGAGGAGGCCGAGCAGGGGCGGUGCGCAAUGGAGCUCCCGAAACCGGCGACGGAAGCCGGCGCCCGAGACGACCGCGCACCAGCGCCGGCAGACGAGCGCGGCGCCGACGAGGCGGGAUGGGUCCGACGGCGGCAACUGCGGGAGGACCUCCUCCACGAGCUCCUCCAUCAGCGCGCCGCCGGCGGGUCUGCAGCUGCCAUGGCGGGCGGGCGGGCACCUUAG
This is a messenger RNA of Panicum virgatum (switchgrass), 954 nucleotides long. RefSeq lists its product as uncharacterized. Lineage: Eukaryota; Viridiplantae; Streptophyta; Magnoliopsida; Poales; Poaceae. The transcript has 3 exons. Gene Ontology annotation, molecular function: metal ion binding. The record is from RefSeq and is a predicted model, not a curated record. The coding region runs from base 1 to 954 and encodes 317 amino acids.